AAUCCUCUUCAGGACAACUGCAUCCAUCCACCAUGUCGAUCUCUAUCCAAACGACAUCCUCCAAAGGUCCCAGGAGCAUGACCUCAGGGUCCAUAAUCACCAAGACUCUGAGGAGCUCCGCAGCCUUUCCUCAAAAGGCCCACAGCGUGUAUGGAGGCAGCUUUGGAGGAAGCACUCGCAUCUCUACCACCAGAAUUGGAGGCGGUGGAGGAUAUGGUUUUGGUGGAGGACACGGUGGAGGAUAUGGAGGAGGAUAUGGUGGAGGAUACAGCUCUGGAUUCAUCCACGGAGGGGAUGGUGACCAUUACCAGCUGAAUGAGAAGGCCACCAUGCAAAACCUGAAUGAUCGUCUGGCGUCCUACCUGGAUAAGGUGCGCUCCCUAGAGGCUGCCAAUGCCACUCUGGAGAGGCAGAUCCGUGAGUACUAUGAGAAGAAGGGGCCAGUCGCAGAGAGGGACUACAGCCACUUCUGGAACACCAUCAAAGACCUGAAGGACAAGAUCAAAAAUGCUACCAUCCACAACGCCAACAUCCUCCUGCAGAUUGACAACUCUAAGCUUGCUGCUGAUGACUUCAGGAUAAAAUUCGAGCAUGAGUUGGUAAUGCGCCAAUCUGUGGAGGCUGACAUCGCCAACCUGCGCCGCUUGCUGGACCAGACGACACUGACAAAGGCCGACCUGGAGAUGCAGAUCGAGGGUAUGCAAGAUGAACUGGCCUUUAUGAAGAAGAACCACCAGGAGGACUUGGCUGCACUGAGGUCUCAGCUGACUGGCACAGUGAACGUCGAGGUCGAUGCUGCUCCUCAACAAGAUCUGAACAAGGUUCUGGAGGAGAUUCGCGCUCAUUACGAGAACAUCAUUCAGAAACAUCGCAGGGAACAGGAAGACUGGUUCAAAGACAAGUCGGCAGGUUUGAGCAAAGAAGUGGCCAUCAGCACAGAGACCAUACAAACAACAAAGACACAGAUCACAGAUCUACGACGCACCUUGCAAGGCCUGGAGAUCGAACUACAGUCCCAACUCAGCAUGAAAGCAGCACUGGAGAACUCACUGGGAGACACAGAGGCUAGGUACAGCGCUAUGCUAGCAGGCUACCAGAACCAAAUCAACAUGCUGGAAGCAGAGUUGGCUCAGUUGAGAGCUAGCAUUGAGCAGCAGUCACGAGAUUACAUCUUGUUGCUGGACAUCAAGACUCGUCUGGAGCAGGAGAUCGCCACCUACAGGAGCCUCCUGGAAAACCAGGACAUUAAGACUCAAGUACCAGGUGGAACUGUCACCAUCACCACGACCACAACAGGAGGAACAUCAGUCCAGCAGCGUUCAUUCUAAAGGCUAAAUAAAAUGCUGAAAGCAAUGCUUUAUGAGACCACACACAUAGAUUUGAAUCUGAAUGUGUGCUGAAAGUGUUAGGGGAAAGUGUCACUGAAAGUAAAACGGAUGUAUUUUGUAUUUUGUGUGUGUGUGAUUAAACCUGUCUCUGAAAAUAAAGCUGCUGUCAA
Messenger RNA from Danio rerio (zebrafish), 1498 nucleotides. It is a transcript of the gene krt94, whose product is annotated as keratin 94. Gene Ontology annotation, molecular function: structural molecule activity. Gene Ontology annotation, biological process: camera-type eye development. NCBI's taxonomy places the organism in Eukaryota, Metazoa, Chordata, Actinopteri, Cypriniformes, Danionidae. The record is from RefSeq and is marked provisional.